AUGGAUAAGGCAUUAUUUUGCUUUGAAUUUUUUAUCGAAAAUAUUCGACAAUUUAAUUAUUCGAAUUGUGUUCAGAUCGAUUUUAAACUUGCCGAUUAUGAAUGGCAAUCAAUUAUUCAAGAUGACUGGAAAAGUGUUGGUCGAAGAUGCUAUUUAGUAAAUGAUAGCGAUUUUUUAUUAAAAAUAAAAAAUAAUAAAUUAAAAAUCCGAGCAUUAUGCGUUGAUGGAUCAUUACAUUCAUGUCAAAUUAGUUUAAAUUCAUUUUAUUUAAAUCAGUCAAUAGCUUAUUGUAAAGGUGCGAUAAAUUUAUUUCCAUCACCAGAAGCUUCGUCUACUCUCCAACUUCUCGUAAUUAUUCGUUUAUACGAUAUUGAUAAAGAUCAACCGAUAUCGAUUAGUCGAUCAGUGAUAAAAUGUGAUCAACAAAUUCAGACAACUGUGGUUUGCAAUUAUAAAAAUAUACAAACUUUUGUAUCGACCAGAAAUGCUGCCAUACAAACAAAAGGAAAAACUUUUCGCUCAGUGAGUACGCAAGUAACAGAAAAACGUUUAAAAAAACUUGACGAAGCUAUACAAUGCUCAAAUUUAAUAUUAAAUCGUAAUGAUUAUGAAAAGAUUAUUUCAAAUAUUUUCAGUCGAAUAAUUGCGAAAAACUCAUUUACAAGUGAUUUUUUAAUUAUUUAUUAUUUUUCCGAAUGUGAUUAG
Molecule: messenger RNA, 705 nt
Organism: Dracunculus medinensis (Guinea worm)
Lineage: Eukaryota; Metazoa; Nematoda; Chromadorea; Rhabditida; Dracunculidae
Source: the annotation of a GenBank genome assembly